GAAAAAUAUUAAAAAUUAAAAGCAAUGCGCCGCGUAAGUAUAUCUCCGAAGGGCUUUCUAUGUAGCGUGCUCUAUGGUCAGGACGAGGAGAAUCUCAGGACCAUCAUCGUAUACCUAGUACCAUACCGUAGUACAUACCGGUAACCAUGCUUCAACUCUCGUCAAAGAGCACGCGGGACAAAGUAACGAUGCCUACCUGUACUAGCAGUACGGUAUUCUUCCGUGCCAAAGAGCACGCGGGACGGAUACUGCCAUAUCUACUGGUACUCUAGUUACAUAGUAACGGUAUGUACCUCACACUACCUACCGGUACCAUAUACUAGGUAGUAGUACGGCACCCUCCCGUAUCUAAAACCCUCAUGAUGCAUCUUCGGGCCUUCGGCAAAUGGUCGAGAAGGAGAACAUUGUCCCGAUUGUUGGACUUUCUCCUCCAUCUUCUCCUCCUCUUCUUUCUCCUCCUCCUCAUCGCCGCCGUCGUAGCGCGGUGCUCACUCCCACUCCCCUAUGUAUGCAUGUACAUACCAGGUAUGAUAUGUAGCAUACCUCAACGAUUCCUCAACGACUCCCCCCACCCCACUCCAACAAGCUCAACAGUCAAGAGUCAAGGCUGGCGCGUGGGAGAUCUCUACCGGUAAUAGCUAUCAUACUAGCAGUAGAUACAUGAUAGCCGUGCAGCAAAGCUAGGCUGCGAUCACGCAAACGGCCGGAGCGCACGUGCGGGAAUGGCUGGUGGAGAACGAGAUGGUUCCAGGCGACGACGGAGACCUGAGACACGGCGACGAACACGUUGGUAGGUAGUCCCUUUGGCGGAUAUGUAGAGAUGUGUGGAUGGAUGGUAGGUAGGAGAUCGAUUCGUUGCCUUCGGAUGCUUAUCUAUCGGAUCCAGUACCGGUGUACUAAUCAUACGGUAAGGUGCACGUGAGGAGGUAUCGUGACUCUACCGCCGCCGCACCUGCGCAGCUGCGCGGCGCAACUAGUAAAGUACCGUAGACUACCGUACGGUAGUUGCGAACCGUGGAACAGCGGCUAAGUCCUAGUAGGUAGUGACGGCUUUGUUUUCAUCCGGCUAACUAGCCGAUCUCGUCGAUUGCAUCGUGCAUCGAGACCACCACACGUGAAAAGCUCCGAUUCCCCACAAACAAGGAGGCGCGUAUGUAUGUACGUAGAGUAGAGUUUGGAGUAAAAGGUAAACUCCCUAAAACGAUGUGCGGUGUUCCUAUGCAUACAUUCGCCGUGCAUCAUCAUCAGCAUCAUCAUCA
Messenger RNA from Tricharina praecox, 1259 nucleotides. RefSeq lists its product as uncharacterized. Lineage: Eukaryota; Fungi; Ascomycota; Pezizomycetes; Pezizales; Pyronemataceae. The record is from RefSeq and is a predicted model, not a curated record. Bases 360 to 635 code for a protein of 91 amino acids. The transcript has 2 exons.